GACGCCGGAAGCCUAUAAAUACCCUAAUCUCCCUCGAUCUAGUUCACUUUCGAAUACCAAUUCUCACCAACGAUCAGACAAGGCAAUCUCCCAACUCAUUAUCUCAGAACUACCACUUGUGUUUACCUCUCUCCGCAAUGAAAGCCCCUGUUAUCUGGGCCCUGUCCCUGACCUGCGGGCUAGUCUACGGCCAAACUGCCCAGCAGCACUACGACCGAAUCUGUACCUUCCCUUCCGAUGAAGAAGUCGAGGUGGAGCCGGGACUCUUUGUGACCUACCACUGCGGCCAGUACGCUCCCCCGAACAACCAGUACCAGGCAUACGCCGCAAGCACCCCCGAGGACUGUGUCAAGGGCUGUGUCAACAAGGGCAGCGGAUGUCUAGGCAGUGCCUGGACGAGUUUGCCCAGCGCCACAAGCGCCUGUCUCCACGCCAAGCACUCUUCCCUUCCUGCGCUUGUCAAUAAAAACAGCGUCGUGUUCAUGACUUAUCGGAAAGCAGAAGAAAAUGGCGAGGACCCCUUUGGUGAAAGCACCCUGGAGCAGUUACAAAAGUGCAAGGACGACCUUGCAGCCUGCAAGGUGAAUGAGGCGAAGCUGGCCGAGUGCGAAAGGAACGCUGCCGCCGGCCCUCAAGUUCCCCCCUACAUGGAUUGCCCGGCCGGGAAAGACCAGAUCAUCACCAUCGGAAACAGGCCCUUCAAGCAGAAAUGCGACAUGGCGAUGGCCAAAGCCGCGGCGGACAUCUACCGGACUAUUCAACCGGGACUAACUCACGAAGAGUGUGCUCUGAUCUGUGCGCUUGACCCGAAGUGCAAGAGCGCGAUGUCCGUCAGGACUACCAGCACGGCCGGCGAAUGCCAGCUCUCCAGCCGGAAUAUCGAGCCCUCGCUGACCAACUGGGCGCCGAACCGGGCUUAUGUUCCUGUGUGAGACCCGAGCGCUUGAUGCAGAAGGAAACUGCUUUGUGAGUCGGAGCAUCAGGGAAUUUGGCAAACAGUGCCUUCAUAAGCACGAAUCUUCCCUUGAUUACAGGGCCUGAUUACCUACCAAGACACGAUGUAGGUUAUUGAGUGCAAUCUUGGGUCAGAUUUCACUCGUUUUUCUGUCACUGGAGCGUAUCUGUUAAAACCCGCCGGAUUUUAUAACCUGUCUGUCAUUCAUUUGAAUAUGCGUUUACCUGAUAUAUCAUAUUCCAAUCAAACAGGUGGUCCC
Messenger RNA from Aspergillus novofumigatus IBT 16806, 1214 nucleotides. RefSeq lists its product as uncharacterized. The coding region runs from base 138 to 932 and encodes 264 amino acids. The record is from RefSeq and is a predicted model, not a curated record. NCBI's taxonomy places the organism in Eukaryota, Fungi, Ascomycota, Eurotiomycetes, Eurotiales, Aspergillaceae. The transcript has a single exon.